AUGAACGCGGACGAGGCGUCUCGAUGUUUGGACAUUUCUCGCUCGAAACUUGCCUCGGCGACGUGCGCGUCGGAUUUGGAUUCCGCGUUGAAAUUUGCCAAGAAAGCCGCGAAACUUUCCUCGUCUUUGGCGCGAGAGGUUGCUGAGUUAGCGCGGGAGAUUUCAGAGCGACGAGCGAAAGGGUUCGCGGCGUCUUCGCCUCAUCCUGGGGAGCGAGCGAAAGAGGCGAGUGCGAGACGCACGGCGCAAGAGACGACGAGUGGACAGUCGACGAAACGAGGCGAAGACGCGCACGUCAAAGGGACUGCGGAACAAGAAAAGUUGAUGAAAGAUAUCACAUCGAAGAAGAACGAUUACUACGCGGUGUUGUCCGUCUCGCGAACGGCGACGGAGAACGAGAUUAAAAAGGCGUACAGGAAGUUAGCGGUGAAGAUUCACCCGGAUAAGUGUCAAGGGACGGGCGCGGAGGAGGCGUUUAAGAUUGUGAGUAAAGCGUUCGCGUGUUUGUCGGACGCGGAGAAAAGGGCGGCGUACGAUAGGUACGGGAGCGAGGAAGGGCCGCAAGGUAUGGCGAGUGGGAUGCGGAGGCGGCACGCGGGGCAAGCGCACUCGCCGUUUGGUGGGUUUGAGGACGAUAUCGAUCCGAGGGAGAUUUUUAACAUGUUCUUUGGCGGAGGUAUACCCGGGGUGAGGUUUCAAACGUUCGGAGGGAACGGGUUUCACGCGCACGGGUUUCACUCGCAUCGAGAGCAAAGGGCGAGGCAGCAGCAGAGACAGAGAGAGAAUAGAAGUAAUAAUAGCAGUAGACGACAGUACCAUCAAUCGGAACCGGAACAUUUAGCGUCGACGUUUGCGAGGAACUUUAUGCAAAUGAUUCCGAUUCUUUUGUUUUUGUUCUUGUGGGCGUUCUCGCCGGCGCCGGAAGUGCACUAUCAACUCUUUCCGGAUUCACCGAACAGCGGGUAUCAGACGAAAUUGCAGACGAAAAAGUUAGACGUGCCGUAUUACGUGAAGAGUAAAGCGCAUUUUGAUAAAAGUUUCACCCCGGGAACGUUCAAUCGACAACGCAUGGAGCAAACGAUCGAACGCGAUUAUCAAGGCAUGUUAGAAAACUCGUGCUUGUUCGAGAGAGGGACGAAAGAGAGGAUGUUGAGGAGUUAUUCCAGAGAUCAGAGAGAGAAAGGGAAAGUGUACGAGAUGCGACAUUGCAACGAGUUGAAGAAAUUGCGGCAAAAGAUGCGAUGA
Bathycoccus prasinos is the source of this 1245-nucleotide messenger RNA. RefSeq lists its product with no specific name. Gene Ontology annotation, cellular component: endoplasmic reticulum membrane. The transcript has a single exon. The record is from RefSeq and is a predicted model, not a curated record. NCBI's taxonomy places the organism in Eukaryota, Viridiplantae, Chlorophyta, Mamiellophyceae, Mamiellales, Bathycoccaceae. The coding region runs from base 1 to 1245 and encodes 414 amino acids. Gene Ontology annotation, biological process: cellular response to misfolded protein. Gene Ontology annotation, molecular function: Hsp70 protein binding.